AUGCUCGGCUUUACAGCAACGCGCACGCAAGUUGCGACCUACCUCUUCGGCGUCGCGCUCUUCUCCAUCUCGUUCCUCGUCUUCCUAAACAGCUCGAUCUCCUUCGUCAUCACCCAGCGCAUCGGCCAGGCGCACAAUGUUGGCGAUGCAGUGGGCACAUUGGGCUUCGCAGACGAGCUGGUCGCGCUGGUUGCAUGCCCGGCUUGGGGCCUGUUGAGCGACCGCGUAGGCGUGCGAAGCGUCGCCGUCAUCGGGUAUAUGAUUGUCGGCGUGAGCCUGUGGGUGUUCAUGGCGGCGAAGAACGUCUAUCCGCAGCUACUGCUUGCGCGAUUGCUGUUCAGUGUGGGCGCGACUGCUACUGCCACCAUGGUCACAGCAAUUCUGCCCACCAUGACUGUCGUGCAGGUCGUGCAGAUCGUACAAGACCCUCGGACUCCUCGCAGGCGCGUGAACGGAACGUCGCAUGCAUUGGCUCCUUCCAUCUCGUCGGAAUUGACCAUUACCCCCGCACGCUUCCAGUCGAGAUCCCCGCCUCGCGACGAUAACGACGAUACAGUUGUAAGGAAAGAUACAGCUGCUUCCACAUCGCAUCUAGCAGGGCUUGUUGGCAUGUUUACAGGAUGCGGCGCUCUGGUGGCACUGCUUAUAUUCCUGCCGCUGCCCACACGCUUUGGACAGGGAGGUGCCGAACCCGCCGAUGCUGUUGCCGACGCUUUCUACGUUGUUGGAGCCAUUGCGAUAGUCGUUGCGCUUGGAUGCUUCUUUGGGCUGCGACGUCUCCCUGGUGAGGAAGAAAAGAGCUGGGAGCGUUUCUGGCGCACAGAGCAGAAUAAGGCAUCCGAUACUCCCCAGUCGCGUCAGCCCAUUCUUUCAUACCCACGGUUGUUCUUGGAAAGCGUGCGUCUUGGAUAUCAGUCACCGACCAUUGGACUAGGCUAUGUCGGCGGCUUCGUUGCGAGAGCAUCAUCCGUCGCCAUCAGCCUGUUCAUUCCCCUCUUCACCAACACGUACUUCUUGAAAACGGGUCAAUGCCGUGCAACAGACCCUUCUGACCCCGCCGACAUCAAGAACUCCUGCCCGCAAGCCUACAAACUCGCGGCUAUGUUGACUGGCAUAAGCCAGUUGAUUGCACUGCUGUCAGCCCCGAUAUUCGGCUACCUAUCUGCUCGCUACCGGAAGUACAACCUGCCACUGAUGCUCGCGGCCGUAGCUGGCGUUGCGGGCUACUCCGCCUUCGGAUCGCUCGCGAGCCCUGAUCCUGCAAGCAAAGAUGGAUCAGGAGGCAUCUUUGCAAUCGUCGCAUUACUCGGCAUCAGUCAGAUCGGCGCUAUCGUAUGCUCUCUUGCCCUACUCGGCCGCGGCAUCAACGACGACGACAGCAGAAAAUCCCAGCUACAUACGACAGACGACAACGUCCCCACCAACGGACACCUCUCAGCAGGUACAACACCGCCGCGCAGCCCUGCGAUGACACCACAGUCAGAGGAAGCUCCCCUUCUCGGAACGAACUACUCGGGGCCUGCGUCCUCUUCUGGUCCAGAAUCACAUACCCAUCUCAAGGGCUCAAUAGCGGGGACGUACAGUCUGCUAGGCGGCUUUGGCAUUCUCUUGCUUACUAAAGCUGGAGGUGCCCUAUUUGAUUCUAGCGGGCCCGGCGCGCCGUUCUACAUGAUGGCGGCCUUUAAUGCGCUGUUGUUGGUGGUAGGCGUUUUGGUUGCGGUGAGAGAUGCGUACAGUGGUGCAAGGGGUGAGCAAAGAGGGAGGGAGGUGAGAUGA
Messenger RNA from Didymosphaeria variabile, 1776 nucleotides. RefSeq lists its product as uncharacterized. Gene Ontology annotation, biological process: transmembrane transport. Gene Ontology annotation, molecular function: transmembrane transporter activity. The record is from RefSeq and is a predicted model, not a curated record. The coding region runs from base 1 to 1776 and encodes 591 amino acids. The transcript has 2 exons. Lineage: Eukaryota; Fungi; Ascomycota; Dothideomycetes; Pleosporales; Didymosphaeriaceae.